AAAAAGCAGGCUUUCUCUUCUUCUUCUUCUUCUUUAUUUAUCUGGUUCGGCGGCCUAUUGAUUUCAUAAUUCGAGCACCGUCCUACCCAACCAAGACAGACACCCGUUAAGUAGGUUUCUUCCAAUUACAUGAAUGCAAAAGCUAUCUAGUGAAGAAGAUUAAACUCCAAAGCCAUGGGGCAUUCCUACGAGACUGUGAACGAGGAUGAACCAGAUGAUCAUGGCCGAAAGAUUAUAAAGCAGUCUCCUUACCAAUUCUGCAGCAUGUUAUCGUCAUCUUGGUUCCAACUGAGAGUGUUCUAUGUGAGGAUCAGUAAUUGUGAGGUCGACAAUUCAACCCCCGAGUACCUGACUCUCAACCAUAUCCCACUCAGUCCUGAAACCCACCUAGAAGUGAAUGGUGUGAGAAGUAGCAUCUACUCUGAAGGCAUCUCUUCCCUUCUUAGACGAGACCGAGCGGAUAAGAAAUCUGAAGAAGUCACGUUUGUGAGCACAGACAGAAUAAUGAUGAUUGGGAGUGUGAAGUUCGAUAUUCAUGACAAAGACAAACCGGUGCUCUCUGGCAUACUGGAGAUGUCUAAUUGUAAUGGUUCUGUCGAUGAAUUGAAAAGCAAAAGCCAUGGAAAGCAGUGGAGCAUGAGUUGUGAAUCCAAGAUAGUUGCAGGAACAGGAUUCUUGAAGGGAAAACAGUAUGUGGGUCCUGAGUUACUUUCACCAACCAUUGACGUUUAUGUUGCAGGUUGUUUCUCUGGGACUCCUAUCAUCUUGACAAAGACUCUGCAGCUCAGUUUUCGAAAGAAGCACAGAAUAAAAGGGAUGUUGGAUUCAAUCCCAGAGAAUGAAACAACUGAAUGCGAGAAAGAUAAUCCAUCUGAGCUUGCUUUCCAGAUAUCGGAGUACCAGAAAUGUAAACCAGAGACAAUAAAAGACUACGAUGAGCAGUACACAGGAGCAGAAUAUUUAGAAGGUUACGGUGGCGAAUUCUCAUGGUUCAACGCUGGAGUGAGGGUGGGCGUUGGGAUUAGCCUGGGAGUUUGUUUGGGUCUUGGAAUAGGAGUAGGUUUUCUAGUCUGCACUUAUCAAGCAACCACUAGAAGCUUUAAAAGAAGGCUAUUGUAGUCAUAGACUUCCUGGUCUGCUAGUACUGAGGCCUUUUUUUUCUGUUAAUGGAAAGAAAGGUGGGUCUUCUGGAUGGGUGAUACGAAUUCUUAUGGUCUAUAUAUGGUUAAAUUUGAUAAUCAUCCCACUUGCUAUUGUUAUUGUAAAUGGUUAAUUGUACGCUUCUGCUGGUUCCAGGAAUAAGCUCUGCAAUGUUCAUACCUGAAUUAUGAUCAGUUUGAUCCA
This is a messenger RNA of Nelumbo nucifera (sacred lotus), 1344 nucleotides long. RefSeq lists its product as uncharacterized. The record is from RefSeq and is a predicted model, not a curated record. Lineage: Eukaryota; Viridiplantae; Streptophyta; Magnoliopsida; Proteales; Nelumbonaceae. Gene Ontology annotation, molecular function: phosphoglycerate dehydrogenase activity.